CAUGUCCCAUGUCCCAUGUCCCUUUACUGUAGCAAUUGCUGCCCACAAAUUCCUCAGCAAUGAUGUUCUUUUGCCCUAAAAACAUCCACAGGCUCUUAAAAAGUUUCGAUUUUUUUACACAAUAAAUAGACUGAAAUCCAGGGCAACAUAGUACUGUCUAUACCUGCAAAUUCAUGAAAAAUGAAAAUAUCGACAUUCAUUUUGAUCCUCCUAGUUUCUCCUCCAUCCCAAAGCUGGGCUAUCGAAGUUGCAGCCGGCGGAGCCGCCGUGUCGGUGGAUCUUCCUCUCCCGCCGGCGGCUCAGCUCAUUUUCGAUGACCUGAGACUGGCCCUCGUUUAUCCGGUGAUUCAAAAAUUCAAGAAAUUGAUAACCUCGGAUCCGUUCAAUGUCACUACAACGUGGGUGGGAGCGGAUGUUUGUAAGUACAAAGGGUUUUAUUGCGAAAGCCCGCCGGACAACAGGUCCGCCAUUGCCGUCGCCUCGAUCGACUUCAACGGAUUCCAAUUGUCGUCCCCGACGCUGGUAGGGUUCCUGGAUCUUCUCCCCGAUCUUGCCAUUUUUCAUGCCAACUCGAAUAACUUCGCCGGAGUAAUCCCUCCAGGAAUUGUCGGCCUGGAAUAUUUAUACGAGGUGGAUAUCAGCAACAACAGAUUCUCAGGGCCGUUUCCAGGCUCGAUCUUGGCGAUGGAUUCCCUGUCUUUUUUAGACAUACGUUACAAUUUCUUCUCAGGGUCGAUCCCGCCGGAAUUGUUCGCCAGGGACCUCGAUGCCCUAUUUCUCAACAACAACGAUUUCAUGACGACGCUGCCGGAAAACAUUGGAGCCACACGUGUCAGGUAUCUCACCUUAGCCAAUAACAAAUUUUAUGGACAGAUUCCCCGGCGGAUCGUCGAGUCCCUGACAGGCCUGUCUGAGAUUCUCCUGUUCAACAACUCGUUGAGCGGGUGCCUGCCGUACGAGCUGGGGCUCCUGGAAGACGCCGUCGUGAUCGACGCCGGGAACAAUGACCUGACCGGCCCGUUGCCGUUUUCGCUCGGAUGUUUGGACAAGUUGGAGAUUCUCAACUUCGCGGGAAAUUCGUUGUACGGAGAGGUUCCAGAAAUUCUGUGUGAACUCGACAAGCUGGCGAACGUGUCGCUGUCGGAAAAUUACCUGACGCAGGUCGGGGAAUCGUGCCUGGAAUUGAUCAACACGGGCGUGUUGGAUGUGAGGAAGAAUUGCAUUCCGGGACAACCAUUGCAGAGACCUGUAUCGGAGUGUGCAUUAUUCUUUGCUCGUCCCCGGAACUGUCCGUACUCCGACACCUAUUCGAAGGUUCCCUGUUGGAUGGCUUCGCCGCCGGCGUGAUUUUCAUUCCGAUAAUUAGAAUAUUGUCUUUUUCUUUUCAAGAUUUUUUUUUUUAAAAAAAAAUUUAUAAUUAGUAAUUAUGAAUUGAUUCCGGUGGGAAUGGAAGGCUUGGAAAUGAUGAUAGGGCCUGCCUGCAAGUGUGAAUGAUUAAGAAAAUUUCACGCUUU
Andrographis paniculata is the source of this 1514-nucleotide messenger RNA. RefSeq lists its product as uncharacterized. Bases 181 to 1347 code for a protein of 388 amino acids. Gene Ontology annotation, molecular function: protein binding. The record is from RefSeq and is a predicted model, not a curated record. The transcript has a single exon. NCBI's taxonomy places the organism in Eukaryota, Viridiplantae, Streptophyta, Magnoliopsida, Lamiales, Acanthaceae.